Molecule: messenger RNA, 1674 nt
Organism: Brassicogethes aeneus
Lineage: Eukaryota; Metazoa; Arthropoda; Insecta; Coleoptera; Nitidulidae
Source: the annotation of a GenBank genome assembly
AUGUUAGAACCCUACUCGCCCUCUCUACUGUGGAUCAUAGUGGUCGGUUUCAUCAUAGCCUUCGUGCUGGCCUUCGGAAUAGGCGCCAACGAUGUUGCCAAUUCGUUCGGAACCAGCGUAGGUUCCAAGGUGCUCACGAUCUUCCAAGCCUGCUGCCUGGCAACAGUUUUUGAAGUCGCUGGAUCCAUCCUGAUUGGUUAUAAGGUGUCCGACACCAUGCGCAAAGGAAUUCUGGACGUAAAUUUAUACAAGGAUGCCGAAAUGGAGUUGAUGCUUGGCUGCGUGAGCGCUUUAACUUCUAGCGCCGCUUGGCUCAUGGUGGCGACUUUUUUUAAGUUACCGAUAUCCGGAACACACAGUAUAGUGGGGGCCACGGUAGGGUACAGUCUGGUCGCCAGAGGGAUGGAGGGGGUGCAGUGGAAAAUGCUUGGAAAAAUUGUCGGCUCUUGGUUCAUAUCGCCAGUCCUCAGCGGUGUGACCUCGAUAACCUUGCUGUGGAUAAUAAAAAAGUUGAUCCUGUCGAGACCCAACCCCCUGGAAGCAGGACUGACGUCACUGCCAUUUUUUUACAGUUUUACAAUUUUGGUGAACGUUUUUUCCAUCGUUCACGAUGGUCCGAGGUUAUUGCACAUGGACAACAUCCCCAUAUGGCUUGCGGUGGCGAUCAGCGUGGGUAUAGCCUUGGUCGCCAUGGUAUUUAUACGGUUGGUGGUGGUACCUUGGCAAAGAAGGGUGAUUUUGAAGGAGAUGGGCGGACCCAAGUCGCCAGUUAACUUUAAUAUCGGGGAAUCGACUGACACUACUCCGGAGCCAAGCCCGAGGGUAUCGAACCGCAACUCGACCCUGUUAGAUCGUCAAUUAACCGUCAUUUCGGAAAGCACUGAGUUGCAAGCGCUGGAUCGACGUCUGGCCACUUCCAAGUACAUUUUUCCAUUGCAAAAUAGUGAUAAAAACGGCUAUAUACCGGCCAAAGAGACUGAACUAACGAAUAUCCGACCCACCGAGCUUAAACUCGUCGAGAGUACUGGUGAUGUGAACCCGAAUCUGUCGCCCAGCUCAAGCGGGGUACCGUUGAUAAUGAACAAGAGCUUCGCGAGACAAAACGACCAAGGAAUAUGCGCGCUGGAGUUGCAGGAAAAUCCAGAUCUGCUGGUAGAGAACAAGGGGGUCUCGAAACUUUUCAGCUUCCUACAAGUGCUCACCGCCAUCUUUGGCAGCUUUGCUCACGGCGGAAAUGACGUCAGUAAUGCAAUUGGUCCGCUGAUCACGUUAUGGCUUAUAUACACCGAUGGAAGUGUACAGCAAAAAUCAGAAACCCCUCUAUACAUUUUACUUUAUGGGGGUUUUGGUAUUUCCGUGGGACUUUGGUUAUGGGGUAGAAGAGUUAUAGAAACCAUAGGAGAGGAUUUAACAACAAUAACACCUUCAACUGGUUUUACGAUUGAAAUUGGGGCAGCAUUUACAGUAUUACUGGCCAGCAAAAUUGGAAUUCCUAUUUCCACCACACACUGCAAAGUGGGUUCUGUCGUUUUUGUUGGUUAUUUUAGUGCGUCAAAGAAGGGUGUGGACUGGAGUUUAUUCAGGAACAUAAUAUCUGCAUGGGUCAUCACCGUACCAAUAGCGGCCCUUUUAUCCGCCGGCACCAUGGUUCUCCUACGUUCCACAAUUCUCUAA